GGUCUGUGCGGACCGCUAUAGAGAACUAACGGAGAUGGUUGUACUGAGGCACUGAGACAGCUUGUGGUGGAUCAGCGGCUGGGAAAAUGUCUGCCAGCGCCGUAUAUGUUCUGGACCUGAAGGGCAAGGUCCUAAUAUGCCGCAACUAUCGGGGGGAUGUGGAUAUGUCGGAAGUAGAGCACUUCAUGCCAAUUUUAAUGGAGAAGGAAGAAGAAGGUGCGCUCUCCCCUAUAUUGGCCCAUGGAGGAGUCCGCUUCAUGUGGAUUAAGCACAACAACUUGUAUCUUGUGGCAACAUCCAAGAAGAAUGCCUGUGUAUCUUUGGUGUUCUCCUUUCUCUACAAAGUGGUUCAGGUAUUUUCUGAAUACUUCAAAGAAUUAGAAGAAGAAAGUAUCCGUGAUAAUUUUGUCAUUAUUUAUGAGUUGUUAGAUGAAUUAAUGGAUUUUGGCUAUCCUCAAACUACAGAUAGCAAAAUCUUACAAGAGUACAUUACUCAAGAAGGUCACAAGUUAGAAACUGGUGCCCCCCGCCCACCCGCCACUGUCACAAAUGCUGUAUCUUGGAGAUCAGAGGGGAUUAAAUAUAGGAAGAAUGAAGUUUUCCUGGAUGUUAUUGAAUCUGUAAACCUACUGGUCAGUGCUAAUGGAAAUGUAUUGCGCAGUGAGAUAGUUGGCUCUAUCAAAAUGCGUGUUUUUCUCUCAGGAAUGCCAGAACUUCGACUUGGGUUAAACGAUAAAGUUCUGUUUGAAAAUACUGGACGUGGCAAGAGCAAAUCUGUGGAGCUAGAAGACGUGAAGUUCCACCAGUGUGUUCGGUUGUCCAGAUUUGAAAAUGAUAGGACCAUAUCCUUCAUCCCUCCUGAUGGGGAGUUUGAACUAAUGUCUUAUCGCUUGAACACACAUGUGAAGCCUUUGAUCUGGAUUGAAUCUGUAAUAGAAAAACAUUCCCACAGUCGCAUAGAAUAUAUGAUAAAGGCAAAAAGCCAAUUUAAGCGCAGAUCCACAGCUAACAAUGUGGAAAUUCAUAUUCCAGUACCGAAUGAUGCAGACUCGCCUAAAUUCAAGACCACUGUCGGAAGUGUGAAAUGGGUUCCGGAAAACAGUGAGAUUGUCUGGUCAAUUAAGUCUUUUCCGGGAGGCAAAGAAUAUCUUAUGAGAGCUCAUUUUGGCCUCCCAAGUGUUGAGGCAGAGGAUAAGGAAGGCAAACCUCCAAUAAGUGUGAAAUUUGAAAUCCCAUACUUUACCACUUCUGGAAUUCAGGUUCGUUACUUAAAGAUCAUUGAGAAGAGCGGUUAUCAGGCCUUGCCAUGGGUGCGAUAUAUAACACAGAAUGGAGACUACCAGCUUCGAACACAGUAAGAACAACCUUGAUCUUCUAUCAUCACAUAGCUAUAGUUAGUUAAAACAUUAACGGUAACCUGGUCACUUCACUUUGGAAUACGGAAGAAAUUGAAGAUGAGGACCCUGUUGGAAGACCCUAUUUAAGAUAACAAAGACCACAUUACAGUUAAUUAUCAUAGAAUAUUAAUUUUGAAGAAACAAUGUUACAGUUGGUUAUCAUGCAAUAUGUGUGUGCCACUUUCUGGGAAUGCAUUAUAUUUAUGUGUCAUUUUCUCGUCUAUUAAAGGUGAACUGUCAAAGGACCAAA
Bombina bombina (fire-bellied toad) is the source of this 1647-nucleotide messenger RNA. It is a transcript of the gene AP1M1, whose product is annotated as adaptor related protein complex 1 subunit mu 1. The coding region runs from base 87 to 1358 and encodes 423 amino acids. The record is from RefSeq and is a predicted model, not a curated record. Lineage: Eukaryota; Metazoa; Chordata; Amphibia; Anura; Bombinatoridae. Gene Ontology annotation, cellular component: clathrin-coated vesicle; clathrin adaptor complex. Gene Ontology annotation, molecular function: clathrin-cargo adaptor activity. The transcript has 12 exons. Gene Ontology annotation, biological process: vesicle-mediated transport; intracellular protein transport.